Messenger RNA from Xiphophorus couchianus (Monterrey platyfish), 3588 nucleotides. RefSeq names its product gastrula zinc finger protein XlCGF8.2DB-like. The coding region runs from base 556 to 1701 and encodes 381 amino acids. Lineage: Eukaryota; Metazoa; Chordata; Actinopteri; Cyprinodontiformes; Poeciliidae. Gene Ontology annotation, biological process: regulation of transcription by RNA polymerase II. The record is from RefSeq and is a predicted model, not a curated record. Gene Ontology annotation, cellular component: nucleus. The transcript has 2 exons. Gene Ontology annotation, molecular function: DNA-binding transcription activator activity, RNA polymerase II-specific; RNA polymerase II cis-regulatory region sequence-specific DNA binding.
CUUCCGGCGGAAGUAACCAGCAAGGCGCUAGCAGCGUUAGCUUCCAGGCUCCAUUGUGCCUGUUGUCGGUUAGAAGACGGUUUGUCCGUGUGAGCUGAAUAUUUCAGAGUCUACAGUGACAAUAUCUUCGGUUAAUCUUCAAUCUUCAGCGAGAAUCAAUCAGACUAACUGCUGAAAUAUUCAACAUCGCAGGAGGAAGAGCGCCACCAUCAGAUUUGACACAUUAUGUCUGUUAUCAAGCAAGAUGUUCUUGCUCAUCAUUUUAUCCUCAACCAACAAGACAUCUCUUUUCUGAACCAGAGGGAAUCUCUGAAAACCAAAGGGAGAGCAGAGGAACCAGAGCAUUAGUCAGAACCAGACCUUACUGCACCAAAGCUAGAGAUGAAAAACGCAAUAGGAAGAGAUUCUGCAUCUCUUGAAAUCAAAGAAGAGCCAGAGGAACUAGAACUGCAACAAAUGAAGGAAGAUGAUUAUUAAUUAGGAUCUCUGCAGAUUGUAAAGAUUGAGGUUGAAGACAUCAGUCAGGAUGAAAACCAGGAUGUAGUGGACCAAGAGAUGGAUACCUUAAUGGGAACCAAUUCUGUAUCUCACAAAAUCAAAGAGGAAUCAGUAGAACUAGAACUUAAACAAAUAAAGGAGCAGGAAGAUGGAUCAGGACUUGAGCAGAUGGCAAACAUUGAGGCUGAUGGUAUCAGUCAGGAUGAAGACCAGGAAGUCCCAAAGGAGGAGAUUGAGAUCUUAAUCCUAAAGCUUUCUGAUGAUGAAACAAACCACCGACAACCGGAGCUCAAUGGAACCCAAAUCAUCUUCCAGAACAUCCCUGCAGCAGAUCAUCACCAGGGAAUAAAGACUAACGAAGCCUCGGGAUCCCACAGAGAUAAACAGAAGACCAGAAGUGAGAAUGAAGAGCAAAGGAUGAAGGGCAAGAAAAUUCAGAAGGAUAAAACAUUGAAACAGUGCAAAGUGUGUCAUAAAAGUUUCAAGUUCAACUGUGGAUUAACAGUUCACAUGAGAACUCACACAGGUGAGAAGCCUUUCUCAUGUAUAAUCUGUGGAAAGUCUUUUAAUCAAAAGGGUAAUUUGAUUAGCCACAUGAGAACUCACACAGGUGAGAAGCCUUUCUCAUGUCUAACCUGUGGGAAAAGUUUCAAUCAAAAACAUAUUUUGAAUUGCCAUAUGAGAACUCACACAGGUGAGAAGCCUUUCUCAUGUAAAACCUGCGGGAAAUGUUUCAGGCACAAAAAUGAUUUGAAUAGCCACAUGAGAAUUCACACAAGUGAGAAGCCUUUCUCAUGUUUAACCUGUGGAAAGGGUUUCAAUACAAAGCGUAAUUUGACUAACCACAUGACAAAUCAUACAGGUGAAAAGCCUUUUUCUUGUAUAACCUGUGAAAAAAGUUUCAAUCAAAAAGGACACUUAAAUAGGCACUUGAGAACUCACACGGGUGAGAAGCCUUUUCCAUGUAUGACGUGUGGAAAAUGUUUCAAUCAAAGAGGAAGUUUGACAAGCCACAUGAGAACUCACACAGGUGAGAAACCUUUUUCAUGUGUAAUUUGUGGAAAGGGUUUCAAUGCGAAACGUAAUUUGACUAACCACAUAAGGAAUCAUACAGGUGAGAAGCCUUUCUCAUGUGGAACCUGUGGCAAAGGUUUCAAUCAUAAAAAAAGUUUGACUAACCAUGUUAUAAUUCACACAAAAUAGAAUCCUUUAAAGUCAUGCAAAGUCAUGUGACCGGGCGAAGAAUGUAGCUUGUUAACCGUAGCUCCACACUUUUCCCUGAUGUACCUUUGUUUUUCCACAUAUGUGAUCUUUUGGUUGACAUGUUUACCAAGUAGAAAGGGAUGAUGACAUCGUCACAGAACCAAUCUGUCAAACAAGCUGAAAAACAAAUGAAUGUCCGCUCUGUUGACAGUGAAGAAACUAUUAACCUAGUUGAGCUAGCAGUAGCAGAAGCCAGAACUACGACAGUGGAAGACGUGGUUGCCCAACUUUCAGCCAAAACACAAGCCACAGUGAUGGAGCAGAUCGCUGAAAAUCUGACUGAGAUGAAACCAUCUGAGCAGACACCUCAGAGUGUUUAGAAACCACCAAAAGCCGCCUAACAGAUGCAGAUAGCCAUCUCUCUACAUUGGUGGGCAAGAUAGCAACACUGUGCACCACACGGAGGAAAAAGUAGCUGAUUUGGUGGAGAGGUUGGCCAGAGACUACAUAAAGAUAAAUGGGAUUCCAAAAACCCCUCAUAACAGCUAACCUUCUCACCUGUUUGCUCAAUGCUGUCCUGAAGUGGUUCCUGCCAUCAGUUGAAAUUGUGCAAAUUGGUCCAACGGGGAAAAAUUCCAACCGUAAGCCAAUUCUGUGUAUACUUCUGCUGACAUUUACUGACAGAGAUGGGUCCAAUGUUUGGAGGUAAACCAGACUUAUUAGGUGCUGUUUGCUAUGUUGAUAUAUAUAUAUAUAUAUAUAUAUAUAUAUAUAAAGAAUGUUCUGCCCUUCAUUGACCUCUAGUUCCAUAGUGACAGGACUGUCUAUUGGAAAGGGAACGCUCCUCUAUGUAAAGGAAACCGCGACCACCAGCCUGUCCAAUUUAAAUUCAUACUCAGAAUGUAUUUCACCCUCAAGAAUGGAAUCGGUUUGAAAAUGAUCGCAUUUCCUAAUUAUGACUUAAGCACACUUAAUUAUUAUUAAUGAAUAUUGAUUGUAUAAUCGUUGUAUUUGGGUUGUGCCAAUGUUUUUGUAAACCUUUUCCAUGACGAUGAGACAACAAAAAUGACAUGAGUAAGACGUCGGAGUUUUUUUUACCCCUCCAGGGUCUUUUGUGGCUCUAGUGUCCCUUAUAUGACAGCAGGCUGACAGGAAACGGGGAAGACAUGCGGCAAAUGUCUUCGGGUCCGGGAGUCGAACCCGCGACGGCCGCGUUGAGGACUCAAGGCCUCCAAAUACGGGUCAUGCUAACCGCUACGCCACCACGGCACGCCCAAGAUGUCGGAGUUUUAAUUGACACAAAACUGUUUGUGUUCCUCUCAGACAUCCAACAUGUUUGAUAUUUCUGCCUGUCGUAAUCUGCCAGUCAAAGCUGAACCGCAUCAGUAAUGCUGCUCCAUCCUGUUUGGCUGAAGCAUGAUACUAUGACUGAUUCACUUUUCUCUUUUACUAUUAGUAAAAUACUGUGGUUUGAUUCUUGAGUUAAAAUUUUUAUGUUGAAUAGGUUUGAUUUAUGGUAACAUAUUCCAUGAAGAAUGUUUCUGCAAGAAUGCAAUAUGAAAUUUGUUAUGGACAUUGUGUAGAUUUUCAUCCUACUGGUUGAAAUAUUCUGUUAUUGUUGAAGGCAAGAUCAGAAAAAUAGACAUUUAUAAAGUAAAAUCUGUUUGUGUAUGAAUUGUAUUUUCAGACAAUAACUUUAUGCCACAACUGGGCAAAAACAAAAUUCAUUUUGUGUUAUUUCAAGUGAAUUGAUGAGAAAGUAUUUACAUUUUACAUAUAAUUAUGUUGACUAGAUUGUAGAUUUAGUUGACUAAAUUGUAUUAAACAUGGUUGACUACAACAAUUUCUUUUGGCUAAAUGUAAAUAAAAAUUUGCCGUAGAAACUAA